AUGCGCGAUAAUAAAAGGUCUAUCUUAUAUAAGGAAAUAUCCAACCAAUUUUAUUAUAAAAUUUUUAUAAUGGAAUCUUAUGAAAGUAUCUCCUUUUCACUAACUCAGUUGAUUGAAUUAUUUACAGAAAAUAUUUUAUGGUCAUUAUUUUUAACAUCCACAGCUAUUCAUGCAAUAUUGCUAAUAUCAAGUCCAUUACAAGCAGUUUAUAAAUGGUUUAGAAGGCAAAGUUCUGAUUCGGAUACAUGUAUACCAUAUAUUGCUGGAGUUGUUGGAUCAUCUUUGUGGUUAAGAUAUGCAAUUUUUAUAUCAGAUUAUAAAAUGAUAUUAUUACAAUCAUAUGCAGUUAUAAUGCAAUCAUUUUUUAUCAUAUCAUUAUUAAUAUUUAGAUCUAAGAAAAAAAAACUUUUAAGAUCUGUAUUUAUUGUCUAUAGUAUAGUAAUAUUUUAUAAUUAUUAUGCAUCUAUUAUCCCACAUGAUGAUGGAAAAAUUUUAACUGGUCGAUUAGCAUCAACAGCUCAAAUAGCUGGAUCAUUAAUUUGUCCAUACCUAAUAUAUCAAGCAAUAACAACAAAAGUUAUUGAUUUUGUACCAAUGGCUCCAGUAGCUUUUACAUGGGUAAUGGAAGCACAUGCAAUUAUCUAUUCAAUAGGUAUAGAUGAUUUUUAUAUGUUAUUGGCAAAUACAAUAUUUUUCUGUAUGGAUGGUUCCCUAUUAUGUAUGUUUUUUAUUUUUCCAACAGACAAACCAUCAACACAAAAACCCCUAUAA
Strongyloides ratti is the source of this 771-nucleotide messenger RNA. RefSeq lists its product as hypothetical. The record is from RefSeq and is a predicted model, not a curated record. Gene Ontology annotation, cellular component: membrane. Lineage: Eukaryota; Metazoa; Nematoda; Chromadorea; Rhabditida; Strongyloididae. The coding region runs from base 1 to 771 and encodes 256 amino acids. Gene Ontology annotation, molecular function: sugar transmembrane transporter activity. Gene Ontology annotation, biological process: carbohydrate transport. The transcript has 5 exons.